AUGUUUAGUUUAUUAAAGAGUUACGGUCCUGCUUCGACAGCUGUGUUCAGAACCAACGUCACACGUCUCAACAACACUGUCAUCAACAACAGUUCAUUAUCCAUUCCACUCCUCACAACAGGCAUUGCCAACAGUUACAGCACAACAAAGACAUCCACAACCGAUCCACGUACAUCACAUACCAAGAUGAUGAAGAAUAAAGUCUGUUUCAUUACCGGUGCCGCUGGUGGCAUUGGACAUGGUAUUGCACAGAGAUACCUUGCUGAAGGCGCAAAGGUUGCUAUUGCAGACCUGAAUGGCCCACUGACAGAGCAGGUGUGCAGGACUUUGAAUGAUACCUACCCUGGUUGUGUGUUGCCAUUGACUGUUGAUAUUACUAGUGAGGAACAGGUUGGCGCAGCAAUCGGUGCCACCGUGAAGCAGUUUGGAGGUUUGGACGUCGUCGUGUCCAACGCAGGCUUCCAACAUAUUGAGCCCAUCGAGGAGCUGUCAUUGGCCAACUGGCGAAAGAUGCUUGCCGUCCAUCUGGACGGUGCUUUCCUGUGCGCCAAGUUCGGCAUCCAGGAGUUCAAGAAGGACGUCAACCGUGGCGGCUCCCUCAUCUUCAUCGGCAGUGUGCACAGCAAGUACGCCUCUGAGUUCAAGGCCCCAUACGUCACAGCCAAGCACGGUUUGGAGGGUCUCACACGCUCGUGCGCACGCGAGGGCGCCAAGUACAACGUCAAGUCCAACAUGAUCUGUCCAGGCUUUGUCAGGACUGCUUUGGUCGAGAAGCAGAUCCCAGAGAUUGCCUCCAAGCUCAACAUCUCCCAGGAGCAAGUCAUCAAGUCUGUCAUGCUCAAGGACACCGUGGACGGUGAGUUUACCACCUUUGACGACAUCAACGAUGUUGCCGUCAUGUUUGCCUCUGCGCCAUCCAAAGCUCUAACUGGCCAAUCACUCAUUGUCAGCCAUGGCUGGAUCAUGGAGUGA
This is a messenger RNA of Acytostelium subglobosum LB1, 972 nucleotides long. RefSeq lists its product as hypothetical. Lineage: Eukaryota; Evosea; Eumycetozoa; Acytosteliales; Acytosteliaceae. The transcript is spliced from 2 exons. The record is from RefSeq and is a predicted model, not a curated record. Bases 1 to 972 code for a protein of 323 amino acids.